This is a messenger RNA of Chenopodium quinoa (quinoa), 2162 nucleotides long. RefSeq lists its product as uncharacterized. The transcript has 2 exons. NCBI's taxonomy places the organism in Eukaryota, Viridiplantae, Streptophyta, Magnoliopsida, Caryophyllales, Amaranthaceae. Bases 120 to 968 code for a protein of 282 amino acids. The record is from RefSeq and is a predicted model, not a curated record.
UUACAUGUCGUUGUAGACCUUCUUCAUUAGUUAAGGUUAUAAGUGGGCUUUCUCUGACUCAAAAAAAAGAUGUAGAAGAGGUUGGAUUUGGUGGUUUGUUGUCUUUACGUGUGGAGAGUAUGGUUGGAGGUAUACUUCCUUGGCUUGUUGAGAGUUUUAAUGGAUAUACUUGUAUGUUUUGUGUAGCUGAUGGUAAGGAGUUUGUUGUGACUAAGCAUGAUGUGUGUGAUGUUUUUGGUUUGCCUAAGGUAGAAGGUCGUGAGGUUCCUGAAAUGAAGGGUAGUUACAAAGGUAAAUCUCAAGAUGAUAGUGCAUUGAAAAAUAAAUGGAGAGCUUCUUUUGAUGUUGGUGUUAAGGAGUUGAUACCUUUGGCUAGAUUAGAAACUAGGAUCAAGGAGUUGGUGGAUGGAGGUGAUGAAUUUAAGAGGUUAUUUGUUAUGCAUGCUCUUAGUAGUAUGCUUGUUCCUACCGCUAAUAGGACUGUUAAUUUUAGGUUAGUUAAUGCUGUGGAUGAUGUUGAUCAGAUUAAAAAUCUUGAUUGGUGUUCAUUUGUUUUGAGAAAGUUGAUGAAUUCUGUUGUUAGUUACAAAAAUUCUGAGGCUAAAGAUAGUAUUAGUGGAUGUUUGUUGUUGCUUAAGAUUAUGUAUUUUCAUCGUUUGAAUUUCCAAGGUGUAGUAGAGAACUCCACUAUUCCUCUUAUCCAACACUGGACAGAUAAAAAAGUGAGGAACAGGGUGUCCUUGGAGUUGAAGGCUGGUGGAUUUGGUCAGGGGGUUUUGAAUGAAUUGACUUAUCCAGUUUCUGCUAAGUGUGUUGAUUUGAAUGUUAACAACUUAAGUAAGGGUGAAAGUUGUGUGGUUCCUAUUGAUGAUGAUAGAAGAUGUGUGACUUUCGAUUUGCCUGAAGGAGUAUUAACUGAUUCUGAGAUCAAAAGUGCUUCAGCUGAUGUAUGUUUUUUUUUUCUUUAAUAAAACAUUUGUUCUUGGUCUCAUAUAAUUGUUUGUUAAUGUGUAGGAUUUGCAUGAGGCGUUUCUUUAUAUGAAAAGGAACAUGGAGUUGUUUUCUUCUGUGAAUUCCAAUUGUUUUAGUUCUUUGCAACGGUUGGUGCAUAGUCGUUUUGUUGAACAUUCCGUUUCUUUGGAUGCUGAUUCUAUUGAGUUGUCUCAAAUACAACAACUUUUGUCUAACCCGCAUUAUCAUAAGCUUAUUGAUGGCUUAAUUGAUGAGUUUAUAAAAAUGAAGUCAGUGGAUGAGUUACUUAAAGUUGAUGCAAGUACUUCAUCAAAGUCUACCCUACAAGAUGGUGGAGGUGGUGGAGAUGGUGGUGGCAGAGGUGGUUCAGUCAGAAGAACGAAUAAAAGUUUGUGUUCUUUGGACUGUGGUGAAAUUGGUGGUCAGAGUGUAGUGUUUGUUACGCCAUUUAUGAAAAGUAAUUCUCGUGCUUUUAGUGAAAAAUUACCUCGAUUAUAUUUAGAAGCUCUUGAUUAUUGUCUGGUGGAACACUUAUUUAAUAAUAAUGAGAAUCUUGUUACUUAUGGAUUGCAUUUUCUCAUUCCAAGAGAGGAUAUGGUGUCUUUGGUGCAUACUAAUUUGGUUCGUUGGUCAGUAGUUGAUUGCUACUGCAUUUAUCUAAAUGAAUCAUGUUUUUAUGAUACUUGUGGUCCUAAAAGAUUCUUUUUUGGUGCGAGGCAAAGUGUAAGAAACUUUCUGUUUUGAGUUAUUUGUUUUCUUACUCUUUUCAAUUAUUUAUUUUUUCCUUUUAGUUUGCUUUUUUGCAAGUAUCAGAGGGGAACGAAGAUAGUUCUGCUAGUUCUGCUGUCUCGAAUUUGCAUGAAAUUUGGGAUGAAUGGGUUACAUAUGAAAAUUCUUGUUGUGAUGUUAUUGGUGCAGACUUGGUAUAUAUCUUAAUUUUUAAUAUAUAUUAACUGUGUGAUGGAUGUGCUUUAUGCUAACUUUUGUUCUAUUUUUUUUCAGGUUUAUUUUCCUAUUCUUGUUGAUGAACAUUAUGUAUUUUUGUGAUUGAUCAUGGCAAUGAAUUGGUUCAUUACGUUGAUAAUAUCAUUUGGAGUCAUGACAUGAUUACAUAUUUUCAAAAUUUGACUUUUUAUCUGGUAUGUUAUUGUCUAUUUUAAAGUAUGUUUCUAUAUUAAUCUUAUUUUCUU